AUGGCUCUGCGACGGCUGGCGAUCGCUCUGGCCGCGCUGGUCUCGAAUGCGGCUGCAAGCACUGCCCUCGACUCACGACAGGCCUCACAACCCAAAUCCGCAACCUUCGUUUCCAGCGCCAGCCCCUGGGACGCUAAUUUGACCUUUUCGCUCACGGCCACCAACACCGAUGAUGCCGUCGAUCUCUACCUCCAUCUCAGCGCGCCCGACGACUGUCAAUGGGUUGCUGUCGGCGUCGGCGCCCGCAUGAAGGACGCUCUGAUCUUUCUCGUGUACCACGAUUCGAGCGGUAACAACGUUACCUUUUCUCCGCGUGUUGCCACUGGCGAAAGUGAGCCCACUUACCGCUCCUCUAUCGCUUGCUCCGUGUACCAGGGAGAAGAUACUCCCCGUGUUGGCAUUCUGGAGGACCCUGACACCGACGGGGAUCGCUACUCGGUCAAUGCUCACUGCAGGGACGUCAAAUCAUCCGUACCGGAGCUCGCUCUAGAUCUAAGCUCCAAAACACAGCCCUUCAUCUAUGCCAUCGGACCCUGGAGCCAUGGCCUGUACUCGGAUUCGAAGAGAGCGGGGAUCCGCCGCCAUCGAUACUAUGGCGGGUUCACCAUGGACAUGACGGUGGCGACUGAACCCAAUGCCACUGACGCUGGCAAGGCGUUUGGCACGCAGAUGAAGGACGCCACUCCGCGAGAUGGACCGCAUGAGGACGAUGGCAGCCGCGGAUCCGGCACACACGCCGUAUUCAUGUGCGGUACCUUCUUGUUCAUCUUCCCGAUUGGCGUCGUCCUCCUACGCAGCUUCGAGCGGGUCAAGUGGCACGCCGGUACACAGACGGGAGGCUUGCUAGUAGUGUGCGCCGGCGUUGGCCUUGGCAUCUGGGUCAGUAAAUUUUAUAACAAGUCCAAGAAGUUCGACUCUGUCCAUCAGAUCAUCGGUCUGAUAGUCUUUGCUCUGCUGUUCGUCCAGCUUGGCCUCGGAUGGUUCCACCAUCGCAUCUUUAUGCGUUCGCAAUCACCGACGAUGAUGGGGACUAUCCAUCGCUACCUUGGCCCCUCGGUCCUGGGCGCCGGCUUGGCAAACGGUUUCAUCGGAUUCCGAUUUGCGGGCGCAGGACGAAGCAAUAUCAUUUACCUGCUGCUUGUGCUGGUCAUGUUCGUGAUCCUGAUUGUGGGGGUGUGGUAUAAAAGAAGAAAGGAUAGGAGGAAAGCGGCGGCUGCACACUUGGGGCCUCCAGCGGGGCCGCCUCCGCCUGCAAACACGGCGCCUCCGCCCUACAGCGGGCCGGAUCCAUCAGCUCGUGCGGGCGCAUACGCAGAGUCGCAGGCGUCGCGCAGCGACAUUGCGCUGGGAGACAUGGGGCAGAACAACCGGGACUUGUAUUAUGAGCAGCCAACGCAGCCCAGGGCGAUGGUGUAG
Molecule: messenger RNA, 1416 nt
Organism: Lasiodiplodia theobromae
Lineage: Eukaryota; Fungi; Ascomycota; Dothideomycetes; Botryosphaeriales; Botryosphaeriaceae
Product: Cytochrome b561
Exons: 4
Coding region: 1-1416 (471 amino acids)
Source: RefSeq, a predicted model, not a curated record